Melampsora larici-populina 98AG31 is the source of this 1689-nucleotide messenger RNA. RefSeq lists its product as uncharacterized. The coding region runs from base 104 to 1387 and encodes 427 amino acids. Lineage: Eukaryota; Fungi; Basidiomycota; Pucciniomycetes; Pucciniales; Melampsoraceae. Gene Ontology annotation, biological process: tRNA wobble uridine modification. Gene Ontology annotation, cellular component: transcription elongation factor complex; elongator holoenzyme complex; cytoplasm. The record is from RefSeq and is a predicted model, not a curated record. The transcript is spliced from 4 exons.
CUCGAGUUUCACUCUAAUAGCUAUCUACCUCUUUCGGCUCACUUCUUCAAGGCUUUGAUGAAUCGCGGAGGUUAAAGGAAAUCCAACGUCUAUACCCGUAUAAAUGUCAUCAUUCAAGAAAAAGAUACCAAGUGGAAGCACCAUUCCAACUGGUUUUUAUCCAUCACAUUACAAUGGUCUUCCUCUCACUUCAACAGGAAUAGCUUCAUUAGAUGAUGUACUAGGUGGUGGAAUUCCAGCUUCAUCCAGUUUUCUGGUAGCUGAAGAUAGUGAUUCAUCCUAUUCAAGACUAGUACUGCGAUAUUGGAUCACUCAAGGUUUGGCGGCUGGUCAAAGAUCAUUGGUCAUUGGUUCUUCUCUCGAUGAUGGUGGUGGACCUACGGCUUUGAUCGAUCGAUUAAUGGAUCUUACUGAUAAUGAAAAAUCGGCUCAAGUUCCAGUUCACGAUACUGGACUAGAUGAUGAUGAUGAAGAAGAAGAAUCAAAUCUGGAUGAUAAAUCAAAACAAAUGAAGAUCGCGUGGAGGUAUGAAUCUCUGGGCAAACAUCAAGCUCAAACAGAAUUACACCAACGCGGUCAAUGUCAUUCCUUUGACUUGAGCAAGACUAUGGUGCUUUCAGACGAACAAAGAAAACGGAUCAGUUGCAUAGAUGUUGCCGACUGUCCUAGUUAUGAUGACCUUCUUAAUCAAAUCGAUCAAAUCAUUAGCGCCCCUCACCCUCCUUCCCAUCCAUAUCCACCGCUUCGGAUAGCCAUUCAUUCCUUAGGCUCACCAGGAUCACCAGCAGCAUCGCAUACUAUCCUUUUCAAGUUUCUUGUUAGAUUGAAGUCUCUCCUGCAACCUUCUUCUUCCGUGGCCAUGAUCACUUUCCCUAGUACGAUCUACUCAGCACAAGCGAUGCCAAUGCUCUGUUGGGCAACCGACGGAUGUCUUGCCCUCGAAAGCUUUGCAGGCAAUGAUGCUUCUCAGACUGCAUUUCCAAACCAUCAAGGUGUAUGUCACUUCUUACGCCUACCCUCACAUGCCUCUCUCUCGCCUCCCUCGACCAAGCUUUCUGUCCUACGUGGACUUGGCGCUUCCGAUUCUGCCGAAGCCGGUGGGAUCGAUACCAACCUAGGCUUCAAAGUCGGUAGACGAAAAGGUUUCAGAAUCGAAAUGAUGGGCCUCGGCAUCGAUGCUGAACCCAUAGAAGAUCCAGCAAGUCACCCUUAUUCAGAAUCGAUCGUCAAUCCUGAGCCUGUUAUAUCCGAACCUAAAGUAGAGUCUCCGAAACCGAAAGGCAAAACAAAAGUGAAAGCCCGAGUCCGGUUCGGAGGUACUGAUGAUCUAGAAGAUCAUGCGAGCCAUAAACAUCCAGUCAAGCAUCUUGGCAACACUGAUUGGUGAAGUUCACGGGCGAGAGUAUGACUAGCCUCCUCUCCUAGAUCGUACUACCGAACCAAUCUUCGUACAUGGUUUGUAUCCAGAUCGGCAGCAAGAAAAGACAAAUGACUGGUAUCUUGCUCAAGGAUGUUGGACCUGGUAUCCCGCCAUUCGAAACCAAUUGCACCCCAUCUCAAAGGUUGUAUUGAGAGUCUAACCUUGUAAUUUCCAUACAAAAUGCAGCCUCAUAGACAACUCCACGUUAAAAGUAUGAAUUGUGUAAAUAUGAGAUGUUAAACGUGAAUUUUACAAAUGUGACAUGUCUG